Molecule: messenger RNA, 1227 nt
Organism: Paramuricea clavata
Lineage: Eukaryota; Metazoa; Cnidaria; Anthozoa; Malacalcyonacea; Plexauridae
Source: the annotation of a GenBank genome assembly
AUGUCGAGUCACCACAAGCGAAAAAGGUCUCAUUCUCGCGAUUCUACACAUCGCUCUUCGAAGUCUAAUAAGUCGUCAAGCUCAACAGAGCAGUCAGACCUCGAGUCAGACCAUGCCAAAAUUGACGAAGAAAUGCUUCGCCAGCUUCGUGCCAUCUCAUCUACAGUUUCAGAUCUUAAAUCUAACAUGGAUGGGUGUAAUAAAAGAAUUUCCCAGCUCGAAGAUGUCUUUAUUCGCGAGAAUAUGGCACAUUCGCACUCAGAAAGGCAACCAGAGCAUAGCCUGGACGACGACACGCUUUCGAUUUUGGCGGGAAACGACAAUCCUGAAAAUUUUGAGGAUCUGGCUAUUGAGCCACCAGAGCAGGCUAUUGAGCCAUCAGAGCAGGCUAUUAAGCCACCAAACUCUGCCGUACAGCUAAACACUAGCGAUGAUAUUUACGGCGACAGAAUUGAUCCUUCAAAACAACAAUCAGUUGAACUCAGCAAAGCUAGCGAAGGUCAGCCGGGGUUAUACGACCCCGAAGCUGUUACAACCUCGUGGUCUCCAUCUCAGGAGUUUAAAGAUUUUUUAGAGAAAAAUUUUCGAAGGAAACUAUCCUUUGAUCACAUUUGUGAUAUUUUGGAGGAACAAGCUAUUCCUCAGGUAGAUUCCCUCGUUGCUCCUACUCUAGAUCCACCAAUGUUGUCUCAUGUUUCUCAUCAAAAUAAAAAGUUUGUGCAGGAGAGAGAUAAAGAGCUCGCUGUUGUUCAACGUGCUAUGUUGAACAUCACAGGCCCGUUAUGCACAUUGCAUGACCGUUUAGAAAACAACCUUCCUGUUAACCCUACUGAGCUCAAGUUGCUUGUCGAACAAUCCCUCUGUUUAGUGGGUUCGGCUAACACACAAUUAUCGGUACUCCGCCGCAAGAAAGUACUUGCAGCCAUUAACAAAUCAAAAAUUGAUUUGGCAAACCAGCCAUUGCCAAACGCCCAAAGAUGGCUAUUUGGAGACGAUUUUCCCUCCAUUGCAUCCAAGGAAGCCGAGCUAUCACGGGGUUUGGCAAAAAAUCUGGCGCCUACGGCCCCCAAAAUUUAUAACCAAGACCCGAAACAACCAAGCAGAAGUUUCUCUCAGUCUACUAAAUACAAAACUCAAAACAAGAGGGGUCGGGUUUUUCGUACCCCCCAGUCUCGUUUCCAACGGCCGCCAAAUUACCACACCACUUCGAACAGUGGCAGGGUCUGA